Molecule: messenger RNA, 777 nt
Organism: Geosmithia morbida
Lineage: Eukaryota; Fungi; Ascomycota; Sordariomycetes; Hypocreales; Bionectriaceae
Product: electron transfer flavoprotein beta subunit
Exons: 3
Coding region: 1-777 (258 amino acids)
Cellular component (GO): cytosol
Molecular function (GO): electron transfer activity
Source: RefSeq, a predicted model, not a curated record
AUGUCGGCGCUACGAAUCCUAGUACCCGUCAAGAGGGUCAUCGACUACGCGGUCAAGCCCCGCGUUAACAAGGCCAUGACGGGCGUAGAGACGGCGGGGGUGAAGCAUUCGAUGAACCCGUUCGACGAGCUGUCGGUGGAGGAGUCGGUGCGGAUCCGCGAGAAGAAGAGGGCGCCCGGAGGCGUGGAGGACAUCUGCGCCAUCUCGGCGGGGCCGGCGAAGGCGGCGGACGUGCUGCGGACGGCCAUGGCCAUGGGGGCGGAUCGCGGGGUGCACGUGGAGCUCAGGGACGGCGAGGAGCUGGAGCCGCUGGCGGCGGCCAAGGUGCUUCGGGAGGCGGUGCGGCGGCAGAGGAGCAACCUGGUGAUACUGGGCAAGCAGAGCAUCGACGACGACGCGGCGCAGACGGGCCAGAUGCUGGCCGGCCUGCUGGGGUGGCCGCAGGCCACGCAGGCGAGCGCCGUCGAGUUCGGCGAAGGCGACACCGUCACCGUCACCAAGGAGGUCGACGGCGGCGCCGAGACGGUCCGCGCCAAGCUGCCCAUGGUCAUCACCACCGACCUGCGCCUCAACGAGCCCCGAUACGCGAGCCUGCCCAACAUCAUGAAGGCCAAGAAGAAGAAGCUCGAGAAGGUGUCGCUUGCCGACUACGGGCUGCAGAGCGACUCGCGUCUCAAGGUGCUCAAGGUUACCGAACCCCCGGCUAGGAAGGGAGGUGACAAGGUCGAGGAUGUCGGUGGUCUCGUGGCCAAGCUCAAGGAGCUGGGUGCUCUGUAA